GCAUGCUGCUUAAAGCAAAACUCGGAGGUGUGCAGAAAUUUGUUAGAGUAUCUGAGCCAAGCCUUAAGGAGUUUUUGAUUGCCGCAUUUGCAAAGUUUGGUGCGCCAGCCGUAACAGAAGGAGUGAAAGUUUUUGAUAGUUCAGGGACUGAGUUGGAUGAGGAUGUUUUUGAGGAUAUAGUAACAGAUCCCUCAACCGGGGUACUAACCAUCAAAUAUGAAACAGGUCUGGAAACAUCUGUUGCAGAAGUGUCUCCUGAGCGGUUCCAGUUAUCAUCGCCACAUUCAUCAGAUUCACAGGAUACGGUCAUCCUUUCAGACAGCCCUUUGAGGAAACGUCAGAAGCUGGAUGCAGAAGCUAAGCAAUUGGUGGAAUCCAUUCUCACAAGCAAACCUGGUGGAGAACGUAUAAUAAAUGAGUACAAUCGGACCAAGUCCCUGGUGGAUGAAACCAGAAGAAAAAUGGUCAACAUACUGGUAGCUGACAUGACAGAAAAAAAUGGUACAUCACCACCACGGCAGGUAAAAGAAAUGUAUGCCAGAGGAAUUGUAACCUUUUUCCCUUACCUCAGUGACCCAUCGAACAGGAUUUUAUACUGA
Maylandia zebra (zebra mbuna) is the source of this 599-nucleotide messenger RNA. RefSeq lists its product as uncharacterized. NCBI's taxonomy places the organism in Eukaryota, Metazoa, Chordata, Actinopteri, Cichliformes, Cichlidae. The record is from RefSeq and is a predicted model, not a curated record.